Molecule: messenger RNA, 698 nt
Organism: Dreissena polymorpha
Lineage: Eukaryota; Metazoa; Mollusca; Bivalvia; Myida; Dreissenidae
Product: prepro-gonadotropin-releasing hormone-like protein
Exons: 3
Coding region: 27-296 (89 amino acids)
Molecular function (GO): hormone activity
Source: RefSeq, a predicted model, not a curated record
CAACGCUGGUAGGCCUUGCGGUUGUCAUGGUGAUUAUUGGUUCCCACAAUGCCCUGGGCCAGAGUUACCACUUCAGCAAUGGCUGGAACCCAGGCAAGAGAUCAUCAGUGUUAGAGGUCUGCCAUUUUAGGACAGAAGUACAGAAUCUAGUCUUCAAAUUAAUUGAGGAUGAGGUGAUGCGAAUGGUAACUGACCCAGCAUGUUAUAGUGGAGUGUCACCGCUCAGUGGAGUGUCACCACUCAGAAGUCUCUUGAAGAAAGAUAUUGAAUAUUCACCCAUAGAUGAAGAGAAAUGAUCGCCAUCAUGACAAAUGUUUGUCAUACCAGAUGUUCACAUUCAACGUACAACUCUAUGACUUAAAGUCUUACCAAAAAAGUGGACAAGUGUACUCAAAUCCAUCAAGACUAACAUUUCUGUUUGAAUCAUUAUGAACAACACCUUCAUAUUGAAUACCAUGACUAUAAAAACUAUUUUACAUAUCAGUUUUCUUGCAUCACUGUUAGAUUUUUAAUACCAGCAAGUUGUUCUGCUUAGAUUAACCGAAAAAUAUAUAGUAAGGUAGAACUUUAUAUGAUCCAAACAAUGUUUCAUUUUAUAACAAUUGAUUUCUGAUGUAAAAGAAAGAAAAUUAUGAAAUUAAACCAGUCACUGACUUGUAUAUGCUAGCAUAUAUAUCAGUAAACAUAAUGCUUUUUUU